Molecule: messenger RNA, 3743 nt
Organism: Drosophila rhopaloa
Lineage: Eukaryota; Metazoa; Arthropoda; Insecta; Diptera; Drosophilidae
Gene: Nup133
Product: nuclear pore complex protein Nup133
Exons: 8
Coding region: 97-3696 (1199 amino acids)
Biological process (GO): protein import into nucleus; poly(A)+ mRNA export from nucleus; transcription-dependent tethering of RNA polymerase II gene DNA at nuclear periphery
Cellular component (GO): nuclear pore outer ring
Molecular function (GO): protein binding; structural constituent of nuclear pore
Source: RefSeq, a predicted model, not a curated record
UAUCGAUACGUACACAUGCCGGCGAAAUUGUUUCUUCCGUAAAAAUACUUUGUUUAUUGUUUAUAAGUAAUUUCUAAAUAACCACAAGCGUACAAAAUGGAAAGAACCCUGCAGAAGCAACUUUACGGAAUAUCGCGCGAAUCGUCUCCGGGUUUACGGAGAUAUAGCAUACCAGCGGCUUCGGCGGACAACACGCGAAAAUCCUUUUUUGGCGGCAACGCUAGCUGUGCCCAGCUGCCCGGAAACCUCAAGAAGACUGCCCUGACCAACAGCCGGCUCAGCCUGUCUGUGCGCUCCACUCAAUCUAUUCCGGGCAUCCGCUCUGAUUACAAUGUAGUGGAGAGCUUUGGCUGCCCACUACCCGUGGUGGUCAAUGAAGCUUUAACUUUUUCGGGAUCGGGAGCGGGCACAGUCACCGCUAAAGUGACCCAAAACGGAUGGGCUUGGGUUGUUCAGGGCAGACGCCUCUUAAUUUGGCAGUACAAAGACACGACCAAGUCGGGUUCUCCACCUCGCGUCGCCAAACCUGGUAGGCGUGGCGGUGGCCUAGCCCAGUGCCGGGAGUUGACCCUGACCUACAGCGACCUUGGUCACAAGAGCGACUUGAUCAGCGUUUUCCAAACGGAGGGCCAGCAAAUGGCUUCCUGCAUUGCCGUUUCUGCCACCGGAGAAGUGCGCUAUUGGUCGUCCAUUGCCCACGAUGGAAAUUCUGUGGAUCUCUCGAUCUUAACUGGUCAGGAAUUUGUGAAGCUGCUCAAUCUGCCUACGCAACAGGGCUAUCUAGCCGUUACUACCACCUGCAACCUGGUUUUCCUUCGGGUGGGACUCACCAAUGGACGCUUUACACUGCACCACAAGACCAUCAAGCCGGCCACCAGUUUCCUUGGUGGCUUUGGCAAGAAAUUUGCCUCUAUUCUGAUUGGCAUGAACACGGGAGGGGACAAGGAUCAGGCUUUGGUUGGCAUGUGCUGCGAGAGCAAUUCGGAAAGUGGAGAAACAGUAGUGGCUGUCCUCUCAGAUCGUGCAAUUCAGCGUUGGAUUCUGUCUAACAAAGGCAAUGCAGAGAACCUUCUGUAUGAGGAUGCAGAAGUGGUACGCAGAAUACGAGAAGAGUUCAAAAUCAAGUUCUGGAAUGUUCGUCUGCCAGCGGACAAUGUGGAGAUCGAUCUUCAUCUGCUAGACUUCCACAUGGUGAAGAGCAAGGCAUAUAUACUGGCUGGAGCUGUAAAUACUGCUCAUGCUCCACAAAUGUGCUAUGCUCUGGUGACAGCGAGUGCUCAUGCGGAAAAUAUGCUCCUGGAGUCGUUCACGCCGCUCAAAAUAAACAAAUUUUUUAGUGCCAAGACCGAAGAAGAUUGUCUAAGCCUGCGCUUCGUGGUUGGCAGCAGUCAUAUCUAUUUGUACACACCAAAGGUGGUAUACCCACUGCACUUGUCCAAUUCCGUGCCCACCGCGGAGCUAGAGGCGGAAAAGAUUGAGUUUCAUCUGCAUGACGAUCGCAUUUUAAGUGCUGCCAUCUGCAAUCAAAUGCCAUUAUUCUUUAGCCGCACCCAUGGACUAGUUUCAAUAACCCCAGGUGAUUUUGACGGUACCGAAAUGAUGAACAUGAGCUCCUGCAACACUCCAGAUUUAUUCGCCCCCAACUCGUUUAACGCCAGCUUCGGUGCUCCCGAUCAGUCUGCUAUUAAUGGAAGCACCAAUAAUCUGCACUUGUUCGAGCUAGAUCCGGAUGAAGUAUACAACGAAUUAUGCGAUGAAGUGGGCCAACUUAAGGCAGCGUUUCUCUACCACCUAAAGCGCAACAACAACAUGAUCAAGACAAUUGUCGGCGAGUUGCUGCGCAGCGUGGCUGGAGCCGAUCCCAACGGAGCACCCAUGGAUGCCUACAAGUUGGAUAGAAUUGUCAUUACUAUCGCCGAGGACUUGGCCGAAGAUAUCCCAAUAUCCGAUCCUCGCUGGGAGGAGGCCCUCGGAGAUCAGGAAAGCAAUCGGCAUGCUAUUGGUAGCUCACAUUCCAUGCAAAUUAUCAAUCAGUUAAGGGACAAAAUGAUUGCUUUUCAGCAUUUCAUCACAUUUCUGCAUUCUAGUGGAGUUUGGGAAAAGCUUUAUUUUAUACCAUGCGGUAGCCAUUUGCUAAAGCCCACCAGCUUUAUUCUUUCCGAUAUUAGCGAGAAGAUAGUGGCUGCCAUGGCUCUGCGGUCCUUGCAAAACAAAAUGCCAAAGCUAAUCGAAGAGGCUAUAGAGGCCACCGUCGCGAUAUGGGAUGAGAAACCUAAUGGCAGCUUGACAAGCCAGGAUAUAUUCUAUGUCAAACUGUCCAAGUUCCAAAAUGUUUUUGAGGCCCUAGCUGACAUAGCUGACGAUCGCAUUGCUGCCCAAAACCAGACUACUGUUUCAGUGGCCCACUUUAUUAACGACAUCAACUCCAUUGUCCUUGAUACGCUGGGUCAGGUGUUCAAGCAUCGUGAACAGCAUGCAGCUAGCUUUAGGCGCAACGAAAGACUAUCAUCCUACGAGAAUCUUCCCUGGACUGCUAUGGCAGGAAGUGCCGGUGUACGCGACACUCUAACCCGGCUCAUCGACAUCAGCGUACGAUAUGGUGGCCACUGCGUUAGCGAGACAGAGUUGAAGCACCAGUUGUACCAGCAGAUAUUCGAACUGGUAGAUCUGGUGCUGGAUGGACGAAGAACCUACAUGGAAAGCGUCCAGGACACCGAGAAGUUUAAUGUGCUGCAACAGCAGUUUGAGGCUCAGCGCAGGGAACUCAUCUCGGUGCUAAUCAAAGAUCGACAAUACGAGUAUGCCGCAAAGCUAGCUGAAAAGUACCUAGACUUCCAGAGUCUGGUGUUGAUCUGCGAUGAGACGCAGGACAAGGAUCGCUUAGACGAUUACACCCGCAAGUACGAGGAAUUCGAUUUCUCGCAAUUUGCCAUCAACUGGCAUCUGCGUCAGAACCGGCACGGUGAGGUCUUUGAGCGUUUCAAGGGCAACCAGACGGCUCUGGCGCAGUUCAUGCGCGACCAUCCGUCCCUUGGCUGGAUCCAGCUAGUAUUCAAUGGUGACUUCGAGCGGGCGGCCAAGGUGCUGUACGAGUUGGCCCAAUGUGAAACUGAGUUUGUAGCGCGCAAAAAGUCUAUGCUGUCGCUUGCCAAACUGGCGGCCUUUGCGGCAGCCGAUUCAGAUUUAACAGCCCAAGUCGAGAAGAUCAAUGCAGAUCUAGCUUUGGUCGAAUAUCAGUCGCAAUUGGGCCAUGACGUAUUGCAAAGUUUGGGCUUCGAUUCAACGGAACAAAAGGUUCUUAAGGCAGAGGAGAUAAUCAACCUCAAUAUUGCCGAGGAGAACGACACGGCCACUGAAGCGGAAUUCCGAAAAGCACUGGAGCUUCUGACCUACGUGGAUCACCCCUACGAAAUGCGGCACAAGAUCUGGUGUGCUGCAAUAAAACGAGAUAACUGGAUAGAUUACGAUCCCAACAAUGGGGUAGAUUACAUACAGAAGUUGCUCUUCUUCAAGAUCAUCGAAAUUUCGCAGCUGAUGGGCCAUGAGUCCGAGAACUUCUUGCCACCAAUGGAGGACUUUUUGGAAAGCGUGGAGCUGGGCGAGCUGCCGCAGCAGAAACCGUUCCAGUAUCUACUGAAGCUGACCUACGAGUAUGUGGCCGACAUGUUCAGGCAGCCAGACGAUAUGGAAGUCUAAUCGUGCACCUCACAUGUCAUUUAUUAAAGUUUACGUUAAGAAUCCGA